Messenger RNA from Ctenopharyngodon idella (grass carp), 3862 nucleotides. RefSeq names its product HHIP-like 1 (gene hhipl1). The record is from RefSeq and is a predicted model, not a curated record. Lineage: Eukaryota; Metazoa; Chordata; Actinopteri; Cypriniformes; Xenocyprididae. Gene Ontology annotation, cellular component: membrane. Bases 274 to 2682 code for a protein of 802 amino acids. The transcript is spliced from 9 exons.
GCGGUUUGGACCUUUGUGAGUCUCACAUCUGCUCAGGAUGUAAGACGCGUCUUGUAACUCAAACAAGGAGAUGGGUUAGUAUGAUAGCGGUCCAACCGAUUUGCGAUUCGCUCCACUGUAAAUAAGACGUGCAUUUGUUUGGGAAUGGUUGAUGAUUAAAUUCAGGGCAAAGUGCAUGACUACACAAGUCAGUGAGGACAGACGUCGAUAUCAUCGCCAUUGCAUAACUUUAACUUCCAUGUAUCUGAAGUUGGGCACCAGGAUCUGAGCGCUAUGUGGUACUUUUGCGAUGUUUUCGGCCGUAUAUGGCAAUCGCCGUUUAUUUUGUUUUAUUUGUUGGCGUUUUGGGUCGCACCUGCGUUCCUGCAUCCACAGUGUUUGGAUUUUAAACCCCCCUUUCAGCCUCAACAAGAGCUUCAGUUCUGUCAAAUGUAUAAAUACUUCGGCUGCUGUGACUAUGCCAGGGACCAAGAGCUGAUGGCAAAAUACUAUCGGAUAAUGGAUAACUUCGAUUAUUAUGGAUAUUCGAACUGUGCCGUGUACGUUCAGGAUCUGCUUUGUCAGGAAUGCUCUCCAUAUGCUGCUCACCUUUUUGAUGCCGAAGACCCCAGCACGCCUUUACGGACCAUACCUGGACUCUGCCCCGACUAUUGCUCUCAAUUCCAUUCCAAGUGCAGAUCCUUUCUUACCUUGUUGUCUGAUGAUCCACGUCUUACAGAACUUGAGCAUGACCAGCGCAGGCUUUGUCAGUACCUAGAGCUGGAUGACCCAGAUUACUGCUAUCCUCAUCUGCUGAGUAAUGAUCGCUUGACCAAAAAUCUUGGCCGCACUGCAGCGGAUCCUGAGGGCUGCUUGCAGCUGUGUUUGGAGGAGGUAGCCAAUGGACUCAAAAAUCCUCUUGCCAUGGUUCACGCCAAUGAUGGCACGCACAGGUUUUUCGUUGCUGAACAAGUUGGCCUGGUCUGGGUAUACCUUCCAGAUCGAUCAAAGCUUGAAAAUCCAUUUCUAAACAUCACAAAGGCUGUGUUGACAUCUCCAUGGGAAGGUGAUGAAAGAGGAUUUUUGGGACUCACCUUUCACCCCAACUUUAAAUACAAUGGAAAGCUGUAUGUAUACUACUCUGUUGAGGUGGGCUUUGAUGAGAGAAUCCGUAUCAGUGAGUUCCGUAUCUCUUCUACGGAUAUGAAUGUAGUUGACCACAGUUCAGAGAGAAUCAUUUUAGAGAUCGAUGAACCUGCUUCUAAUCACAAUGGUGGGCAGCUUCUUUUCGCCGAUGACGGAUACUUAUACAUCUUCACUGGGGAUGGAGGAAUGGCAGGAGAUCCAUUUGGGAAAUUCGGAAAUGCACAGAACAAAUCUGCCCUUUUGGGAAAGGUUCUUCGCAUUGAUGUAGAUGACAACGAAAGGGGGCCACUGUAUAGAAUCCCACCAGACAAUCCGUUCGUACAUGAACCCAACGCUCGUCCCGAGGUGUAUGCCUAUGGGGUGAGGAACAUGUGGAGAUGCUCAGUAGACAGAGGGGAUCCGAACACCAAGGAAGGAAAAGGACGAAUUUUCUGUGGGGACGUGGGCCAGAAUAAGUAUGAGGAAGUAGACAUUGUGGAGAAGGGCCGGAAUUAUGGCUGGAGAGCAAAAGAGGGUUUCUCUUGUUAUGACAAAAAACUCUGUGCCAACAGCUCCUUAGAUGAUGUUCUUCCAAUUUACGCAUAUCCACACAAAAUGGGGAAAUCAGUCACAGGUGGAUAUGUUUACAGAGGCUGUGAAAAUCCAAAUUUAAAUGGAAUGUACAUAUUUGGAGACUUCAUGAGUGGACGCCUGAUGAGUUUAAAAGAAAACAGAAACACACACAGUUGGGAAUACAAUGAGAUCUGCAUGGGUGUGGGUCUGACUUGUUCAUUUCCAGGGCUCAUCAACAAUUACUAUCCAUACAUCAUUUCGUUUGCAGAGGAUGAAGCAGGUGAACUCUAUUUUAUGUCCACCGAAAUACCAAGUGCAACAUCUCCUACAGGCAUUGUGUACAAGGUUGUUGACCCCUCAAGACGUGCACCUCCAGGAAAAUGUCAUUAUGAGCCACUUUCAGUUCGUGUUAAGAGCAAUUUUAUACCAUUCAAGCCAAAGGAAAAAUUGAUAGGAGUCCAUGUUCCAACAAAGCCACCCAGACUCUCAAAUGCAGAGGGAGAUCCUGAAGAUGGCUCAAAAGACUGGUUUCAAGAGCUGUUGGACAUCUUCAAUGAGCUAGAUGGGCAGACCACCACCACACCAAUCACCCCAACUACACCCAAGCCCAUCAGGACGUCCAGACAGCGGAAAGGUAGACGCAGGAAGGGCAAGCACAAGAACGGAGCGGUGAGAUUAGUCGGGGAUGAAGAGGGUCGGAGGGAUCGGGGAAGGGUGGAAGUAUAUGCAAAUGGAGAAUGGGGGACCGUUUGUGAUGAUCUCUGGAACACCAAGAAUGCCGUAGUGGUCUGCCGGCAGCUCGGGUUCCGCCAUGCACUUAAGGCUGCCAAGCACGCCGAGUUUGGGGAAGGGACGAACCUGAAGAUUAUUUUGGAUGAUGUGCAGUGUGAGGGGACCGAGGAAACUCUCUUGGAUUGUCAGCAUGCUGGGAUUGGCACACACAACUGCGCUCACUACGAAGAUGCAGGAGUGAUAUGUGGAAAUUCAGAUUCAGGCCUAGUAUAAUCUGAAACGUUUCAGAAACAACGUUUUUGUUAUUAGUUGUAGCACAUACCUCAUCUUUUCCAACUGCAAUAGAAAAGACAUAUGGACUUUUUUUCUCAGUCGCUUUGGUACAUUUCUCGAAUCAUUCUUAACAUUGCACAAACAGUAAGGGCAUUUCUUGAAACAAUUCGUGCAAAGAGCACCACACAAUGGAUGUCCUGCAAAAGCCUGUAACUUGCUCAAAUCCUACAGAAAAGAAAAAGACAAGUAUACAGUAUUACAGUACAGUGCACAUUGUUGGAUUACAUACCUAUUCUGUCCACAAAACAUUUGAAUAUUUUCCCAACCUUUGGCCUCCACCUUUCGACUUGCCUCGGCCAUUGUGAGGCCGUGAUUGAGAACAUGUUUCACAUAGUGGCCUUUAUUUAAUCAGAAACUUGCCUAUGUCCUCGGCCUCUUCUACAUUUUCUACCUACCUGACCUUUUUUUUUUUCUUUCUUGUUCUUUCAUUGUCAGAAAUUGUAACACUGUGUUGUGCUUUGUCUAUAUAUGCUAGCCAAAUGAAGCUUUAUAAGAUGCACCUCUGAGGUAUUUUACAGAACUGGUUGAUCAUUGGUUGAUCAAAUUUACAUUUUCUUCAUUAGUGAAAUUCAAGAUUUACCUGCGCAAUUCAUCAAUUCAGGACACAUUUGCCUAAAAGUCUAAAAGAAAUUUAUAGAAAAUAUGCUUAGCAGAUUAUGACAACUAGUUCAACCAUUUUGUGUUUACUGACUUACGCAAUAAACUAAUGUCUAGAUGUCUUGGGGUGGUAAAACUAUUGAACAGAGAACCAGUAGGCCUAAUAUAUUAUGAUCAAUAUGACAAGCAAUUGAUAAUGUUGGAAACAGCAGAAAUCAAUUGCAUGAAUGUACCAAAGCAUUGACAAUUUGUUCAAAAAAAAAAAAAGAGAAAUUGCGUUUUGAGAAUUUCAGUUGUGAUUGAGAAAUGUACCAAAGCGGCUGAGAAAAACUGUAAAACGUAAUAUUUGAGUUUAGUUUAAAUCAUAACGAAACAUUAAUGUUCAGGAUUUUUAUGCUCAAAUUAUGUGGAUGUUUUACUUUUAAUCAAUUAAGUUUUGUUGUCCCAUAAAUUACAUCAUUACAAAACUUUUGUAACCGUUCAUUUAGCAUCAUUCAUUCACAUAAAUAAAUUUGAAAUGAGA